Messenger RNA from Pyricularia oryzae 70-15, 1818 nucleotides. Its product is annotated as V-SNARE. The transcript has a single exon. Gene Ontology annotation, molecular function: phosphatidylinositol binding. Bases 404 to 1531 code for a protein of 375 amino acids. The record is from RefSeq and is a predicted model, not a curated record. Lineage: Eukaryota; Fungi; Ascomycota; Sordariomycetes; Magnaporthales; Pyriculariaceae. Gene Ontology annotation, cellular component: intracellular membrane-bounded organelle.
ACUCUACAUUCGUCCACUUCGUUCUACGCAUCAUAAACUUUCCAUCAACUAAGCAGUUUAUAUCGUGUUCCGGCAAGCGUAUUUUUGUUGUUUCGUCUCUUGUGUUUUUUUUUUCUAUUCAUUUUUCUGUACACUCAAUACCCAUAUAACCGAACAACACAACCCAGUGCGCCCAACAAGCUCGCGUGACGCCCAGCUCCGACUCGCUACUUUGAGACGUCACCAGACGAAAAGCACCGACCCAGCCGCCGUAUUCAAAAGUUAAUCCAUCUUACGAGACUGAGGCAGAUCUGCAAACCGCAAAAACUCAAUCAUCACGGCGGCCAUUCAUUGCCAUCAGAAAAACACAACAGAUCAACAACAGAUCAGCCCACACUCCCGAAAACCACAACCACGAAACACAAUGCCACCACCAGUCGAGAUCUCGAUCCCCAGCACCACAAUCUCCCAUCCGAGUGGCGGCGGCAAGCCCUACACGUCCUACAACAUCACGCUACGGCUCCCGCUGCGGUCUUUUGUCGUGCAGAAGCGCUACUCCGAGUUCGAGCAACUCCACACCGCCCUCGUGUCGCAGGUCGGCGCGGCGCCGCCCGCCCCGCUGCCCACCAAGAGCUGGUUCCGCUCCACCGUCAACAGCGCCGAGCUGACCGAGAAGAGGAGGGUCCAGCUGGAGGAGUACCUACAAACCGUCGCCGGCAGCCCCGACAGGCGCUGGCGCGACACCCCCGCCUGGCGCGCCUUCCUCAACCUCCCCGCCGGCAGCACCGCGCCCUCGGCCAACAGCGUACACGGCGCCAUCACCACGACGGCGGCGGCGGCAGGCGGUGGGGUCGUCGACGCCGCGGAGUGGAUCGAGCGCCACAGGCGCAUGAAUGAUACGCUGAGGGAUGCGAGGUCCUGCCUGGCGCGGCGGGAUGCGGCGGCCGCGGAGGCUGGGUCCGGCGGCGUCGCGGGCCUCAGCAGCAGUCGGGCGGUCGAGGCGGGGGCGGCGGCUAAGAUGGCGCUCACGCAGGCCGGGCGGAUGCUGAGCGCGCUGGACGACGACCUGGCCAGGCUGAAGAAGGACGGCGGGCUGGGCAAGGGCGAGGUGCGGAGGCGCGAGGACAUGGUCAAGGAGGCGCGCGAGGACCACAGGUGGCUGACGCAGCUGUCGGCGACGCUGUCGGGCGGGGCGCCGACGUCGGGAGGCACGGGCGGGGUGGCCGGCGCGGCGGACCGGGCGGCGCUGGUGGGCAAGGGCAAGCCCAGGCAGGGCGGGAGGGUGCUCGGGGCGCCGCUGCAGGAGACGGAGCGGACGCGCGAGCUGGACAACGCCGGCGUGCUGCAGCUGCAGCGGCAGACGCGGGAGGAGCAGGACGAGGACCUCGAGGUGCUGACGCGGGUCAUCCGCCGGCAAAAGGAGAUGGGGCUCGCGAUCGAGGAGGAGGUCAAGCAGCAGACGGAGAUGCUGGACCGGAUGAACGAGGACGUCGACCGGGUGGGCGGCAAGAUAAAGGUCGCCAAGGACCGGACGAGGAAGCUGGGGUCGUGACUGGGCUUGGUGCUGGGGCUGGCGUUCAGGGGCUGGCUCGGGGCGUUGGAGGUGGUUGUUGUGGUGGUGCGGGUUUUCAGGAUGGCACUGCUGGGGAUGGUUUGGUUUGCAGAGGCAUUGCUGCUGAUGCUGACGGGUAGGACGAGGGCAUAGUAGAGGAUGUGGUCAUUUCACGGCUGCGACGUCAUGUACACUGUUGGAUUCAGGAACAACUAUUUCUUCACGAAUAGAAAAUAUGUCUAUCUGCUAACUUUGGAAAAAGUGGCUAGAGUAGAUAACCUUCGUGG